Molecule: messenger RNA, 5171 nt
Organism: Homalodisca vitripennis (glassy-winged sharpshooter)
Lineage: Eukaryota; Metazoa; Arthropoda; Insecta; Hemiptera; Cicadellidae
Product: melanoma-associated antigen E1-like
Exons: 9
Coding region: 315-4862 (1515 amino acids)
Source: RefSeq, a predicted model, not a curated record
GGAAUGCAAGACACAUGCACACAAUCGCCUCCCGCAGCGGCUCACACAACUUCAUCGCCGACCUACAGUGUGUAUAAGUUUGUGUAUAGUUGCUAUAUUCCUGUUUAGGUGGGAUACUCGUAUAUCAUCAGUGCAUGAGAAUCAUCAGUGACUACACAGGAUGAGGACAAAACCAGUAACUGAAUCCGUCUAAAGAAAAUUUCUACAAGAAAGUAUGUGGUUGGUGGCGAGAUACUGUUCAGAAUUUGAUACGAAUAGUAAAAAUAUUGGUUAUAUGAGAUUUUAACAUAGUACACACUGUGAUCAUUUUCAAAAUGGAAGGUAACGACCAAAAUCGGGCCUUACGUGAAAUUCAAAACACUUCCGAAUCCAAUGAAGAAUUAAAAGACGAGAAUAAUCCUGAGAAUGUUUCACUAGACGAAUUACGUAGGACAGAGUCGGCAGCAAAUGUGUCGGACGAUAUUCAAUCGAUCACUAAUAUUGCUGAUCCUGCACAAAAUAAGGACAAGACCGUCACAAAAAACAAACCCCAUAAAAGGGCUUCAAACAAGGAUACAAAUAUGCCAACACCCUCAAAGAAAUUGAAAGUAAAUAAAAAUGUUAAAACAAGUAUUAGUGAUGGCCUCUAUAAAGAUUAUAAACCUGGUGUUGCAGUCGCGGAUCAUAAAUACAAGAAAAAGACCUCACUGAAAAGUAAAGAACAAUCUGGAACUAUGUAUGAUUCUGGCAAUAACAGUACGCCCAGUAACACACAUAAUCAUAGCGACAAUGUGGACCAUGAGGUACCACAGGGCUUAGCGGAAAAAAUUGCCAUAGAUAACAGUAGUAGUCUUCGACCUAACAAUAACUUGGAAUCAGAUUCAUCUUACUCUGGUGUUCCUAAAACAGAUCUUACAUCUUCCAAAAAGCCACGGGUAUCUUCACAAUUAAAACCACCGAGAAAUACUGUAUGGGGGAAUGAAUAUCAGAGAAUCCUACAGAUAUUGCUAAGACAAAGAGGAACUAAGAGUUCGUCUAUGGCCAUUGAGGUGUCUGGUGUUGGAAGUAUGGAUGACAUGGUUUACAAUAAUGAAAAGGAAAAUCGUUGUAGGAUGUUCCAAGUGAAAUACUCAAAUUCGGUUUCAACCCAUAAAAUCAAAACUUCGGAGCUUUUAUCAACAAACUGGACUAAUAUUAAUUCUAAAAAACUAUAUCUUUUGAAAUAUUUCGUCUCGUUUUGUGCCAUCAAAGAAAACGAUAAGUAUGCAGGAAAAGAAAUAGAAGAAGUAACAUGUCUUACAAACCGGGAGUUGGUUUGUACUAAAAAACCGAUGAAAUUAUUGUUGGAAGUGGAUUUGAAGAAUGAUGAUCUUUUGUACUUUGGUGAUUGUAAAGCGACUAAGUACGCCCUAAGUGUAGAUUUUUUUAAAGAGGACAGAGUUGUACAAAAGUUAAAUUCUUUAUGUAAGAGGUAUCUUCCGACCAAGUUUGAUAAGGCUGAUGAAAUUAUUUUGGAAUUUCAACAGAAAAUUCGUGUUGUGGUGAAUUAUCCUGAUUACAAAGAUACAAGAACUCGUGUGUUUAAAGAAGUACUCAACGACGACACAUUCGAUUUUGAAAAAUGCGAACUUCUUUAUUGCUGUGUGGAGUAUUUUGAAACGAAAUUACUAAUGGAUGAAGAAAAGUUUAUAACUCGAGAGGAAUGGCAAAAUGUAAUAGAGGAAUUGAAAGAGUUCAUAAACAUACUGAAAACAACAGGCAUUUCCGAACUAAAGACUUGUGAACUUAUAAGAGAAGUAGAUGGCGUUGUGUUUCAUAAUGAAAGUUUAAAGGAUAUAUUUGAAAAUAUAAAGACUUUUUUAGCAACCGAUGGACAAAACAUCUUGUGCUUCUCUAACGCUCAACAUGUACAAUUCAACGCUAUCAAAGUUCUUCGUAGUUUGGAAAAGAUAUCAAAAGGCAACGAAGGUGGUGCCAACAAGUUUAAAUUUAUAUUCUGCACGGUUAAAACAUUACUGGCCGCAAACUCUCCUGUGGAUUCCUAUUUAUCUGCAGCGUCGAUUCUACCAGUAAUCACAUGCUCUAGUGGAAAGUAUGAUGAAAAUACUAAAAUACUAGCACGAGAUCUUGGGAAUCAAAUAGAAGGUACUAAGAAGAAGAUAAUAAUAGUAUCAAAUGGUGAAAACCUUUUUCUAAAUACCUUGAAAGAAAUUGUAACAGGAAUUGUCUUCAGCAACAAUUGUAAUCAUAGUUUCAGAGAUUUAACUUCUACCUCACAGAAGAAAAUACUGGGCUACGAAAUAACGUUUCAAGGGAAACAGCUAAAAUUGAGUUCUUUGUUUAAAAACGAUAUUGAGUUUGCUUGUGAUGUGCUGGAUGAGAAUUACUUGUGGGAGAUCAUUAAUAAGAAAAAGGAGUGUGUCAUCAACAACACAGAAGCUUUUGUUUCUCCAGGAUAUGACGAGCGAUAUUACAUUGAAAGGAAUUUCUGCCAGAAUAUUGUUGAUCGUGCGGUAUUCAAGAAACGUAUUGAAAAAGAUAUAUUUCUUGUUACUGGAUCGUUUGGGGUCGAAAAUGAGUUUAUAGUAAACGUUUUACACGAGAAUGGAAUAAAAAAACUCCAGGAAUGGGACCCAAGCAAGGGUUACAGCAGUGGGGUUGUGAUAGGCUUACCUGACACAAGUCAUGGCAUAUACGAACAGUUGUGUGGUGGAAGCGGAGAUACAAAUGUACACCUGAUAAUGAUAAAAAGUGAUCGUGAUCUUGUUCACAUUGAUUCAAAACAUCCUUUUAAAAGAUUAAUCAAGACGGAAACAAAAAUAAUACCAGAAAACUAUUUCAUAAAGAAGGUAGAUUCUGAGAAAGUUUUUAUAUUUGUGAGUGACUCUGGUGUUGGAAAGUCAACAAUACUUACAAGCAUUUGUGAGAAGAGAAAAGAACAAAUGUUUUGGGUUUUAAAGAUUGACUUGAAUAAGAUAUCUAAACAUAUUUCUCCACAAAUACCCGAAGACUACACUUCAAUAAACACGUGUGUCGGCUUAAUUGAGAAAACCUUAUAUUCUACAAAUCCUGACAGUAGUCUAGAGCUAAAACUAUUCAGGCACAUUUUGUCUCCGUCUCAAAAAAAUCUUCACCUUAAAACCGUACUUUUAUUGGACGGCUUCAACGAAAUUCAGCCUUCUCAAGAUUUUUCGUACGAGUCUAACAUAGAUGAGGAUGUGAAAAGAAUUCAACGUGUUGUGCACGUCUGGAUUAACACGUUGCGGAACCAUUGUAACUUGGAACAGGUCGUGAUUACUGCUCAAGUUCAAGAAAAAUUUGAGCUAGAAAAUAAUCUUCAAGUAUCAGCUUAUUUUUUGAAGCACCUUGAUCGCCAAGAGCAAAAAGAACUAAUGGCUCGGUACUGGGCCAAAGAGUACAACAGUAGAAGCCCGCCUUUGGAAAUCAAGCUCAGUGUUCUCCGUUGCGAUGCCGAAAAUGUUAUCGAGGAAUGGGAAAAAAUAAUGACUGAUGAAAAGGACAAAUCUUUUACAAACGUUUCAUUGAACGUCAUUAUGUUGGCAGAUGUCCUCAUUGACACCGACCGUCGCUUUAGUGACACGAUUGAACUGAAAAAUUUAUAUAGUAAAUUUGUUUCAAACAAAAUUGUUCUUUACUUUAAGGGUCAAAGCGAGUGCUCCGAAGUCAUCAAGGCGAUGACAGAAUGUUCCUUUCGUAAGAUACAUCAAGAAUGCUCGCUUAAAAAGAUGUUUUCACCGAUGCUUAUUGAAAAGUUGCCCGGAAUGAAUGAACUAGAAUUGUAUGAACGGCAUCUUGGUCUCGAAGUCAUGAGUAGCACUCUGGCGAAGAUUGGACUUUUGAUGUUCAACAAAGGGAAUAUGUCUUUCAGUCACGAGAGCUUUGCACAGUAUUUUAUCAGUGAGUAUAUUGCUUACAAUAUGAAGCUGCAUCCAGUACAAAAUCUGUUUAUCAAAUAUGUAUUGCCUCAAAAGAAUAUGAAGCUAUGUAGGAAAUUCCUUGACACGAUUUACAAAAACAAAUUUGCUGGAGAGGACAAACUGAUUAAUCUGAGCGCUGACUGUAGAAACUCAUUAAAUAACAGUAAAAACUGUAUUCAUUUGUUGCCUUCUUUGAGAGAAAAUAAUCUGUUUGUUGUACGGAUGGUUUUGGAGUUGCUAAAUGAAGAAGAAAGAUACAAAUAUGUUGAUAAAAUCGUGCAAGAAACAUUAAAAAAGAAAUUUAACGGAAACCAUAAUGGAGACAUCCUUCUAAGGAAUUUAAUGAACCUUUCUCUUGAAGAAUUGCCAUCUAAGUUAGUAAAAAUCAUCAAGGGUGACUAUAAUUUGGCUGAGUCAUCAAUUAAUCCCUCAGUACUGCAGGUUUCACCGGUGAAAAAUGAUUAUACUGCCGAUGCCUGGGAUCGAAGUGAUGAACCAUCCUACGAAGAAGAUUCACCAGAGGAAGAUGAUUAUACUAUCGAUGCCUGCGAUAUAUCUGAUGAACCAUUCCACGAAGAAGGUUCACCAGUGUCUAUGCUACCGACGCCUCGGAUCGAAGUGAUGAAUGAAGAAGAUAAAGAUAAUGGAGAAGGUUCACCAGUGUCUAUGCCACCGACGCCUCGGAUCGAAGUGAUGAAUGAAGAAGAUAAAGAUAAUGGAGAAGGUUCACCAGUGUCUAUGCCACCGACGCCUCGGAUCGAAGUUAUGAAUGAAGAAGAUAAAGAUAAUGGAGAAGGUUCACCAGUGUCUAUGCCACCGACGCCUCGGAUCGAAGUGAUGAAUGAAGAAGAUAAAGAUAAUGGAGAAGGUUCACCAGUGUCUAUGCCACCGACGCCUCGGAUCGAAGUGAUGAAUGAAGAAGAUAAAGAUAAUGGAGAAGAAUAAAGAUGCAUAACGGAGACCGUAGCCUGACCUGAGCAACAUUAACAGUCUUCGCCUUCCAGUGUCUUCUAGAAUUCCAUCUUCUUCCAGAAACAACUUUAAUUCUUCUUCUUCUAAUCUAGCUCAACAUGGGUUUUUAAUUUUCUCUUUCCGAGUGUUGGAGACUACUGUAAUAGUUCAGUGAUUAUCUUCUUUUAAAUUGUUGAAUUUCCAUGAGACCAAUGUAAUGCGCAUAGGAAUUUCAUCGCGGAUUUUAUCCUGCUUCUAUGUUUUAUUGUAUUCUUAUUUUAAUUAAAUGUCAUUAUCUUAUAA